UCUCAGUGACUACAAUACUGUGUGUUGUAGGAUUACAAAUUUACGAUAAUAAUGUUUUACAAUAUCGUAAUAACUUGUUCAAAUUGCGCGAUUUACGUCAUUCACACGACACUAAAUAUCGCUCAUUGCGUAAAAAACUCCAGUUGCCCGCGCUACCAAAUUCAUUUAGAAACUUCGUAGCAGUAUUUCUAAAAAAUAACCUCAAUUAUUCACCAUGGACUUCAUCGUUGGUGGUAUGGCCGGAGUGGGAGCGGGCUUCUUUAGCAACCCCUUCGAUGUGGUGAAGACCCGCAUGCAGUUGCAAGGAGAGCUCCGAGCACGAGGCCAGCACGCCGUACACUACAAGAACAUACCACACGCUAUGUACACGAUUGUGAAGCAUGACGGAGUUAUAGCGUUGCAAAAAGGACUUGUACCGGCUCUGUGGUUUCAAUUAGUUGUUAACGGUGUAAGAUUAGGCAUUUACCAGCACGCAGACAACUUUGGUUGGUUAAGAGAUGAAAAAGGAAAUACACUAUUUGUCAACAGUUUAUUCUUUGGAUCAGUAUCAGGAAUGUGUGGUGCAUUUUUCGGCAGUCCGCUGCAGUUGGUAAAGACUCAACUGAUGUCAUACUCUUCGGAGAAAAUUGCAGUUGGAACGCAACAUGCUCAUAGAGGAUUGACUUAUGCUAUGAUGAAGAUUUAUAGAAAAAAUGGCUUGGGAGGCUUAUGGAGAGGAGCCCAUGGGAUGAUGAUCAGAAAUUCCAUGGGAUCUGCAUCCCAAAUAGCAGCAUAUGCAAUUUGCAAAGAAUGGAUGGACGACAACAACUUGUUCCAGCAGUCGAAGUACCUCUCAGCUUUCGUCGCCAGCAAUAUCGGCGCCGUCGUCAAGACCAUCACCCUGACGCCUAUGGACGUCAUCAUGACGCGACUGUACAACCAAGCCGUGGACGCCGAAGGCCGAGGCCUGUUAUACUCCGGCAUAGUGGACUGCGCGCGCAAGAUCACCAAGACCGAAGGCCUACUCGCAUUCUACAAAGGCCUGGGCCCGUCGUACCUCAGGCAGGCUCCACACACAGUAUUGCUCCUGGUAUUUUGGGACAUGUUGAAAGAUGUCCAGAAGAAAUGGGAGUCGAAAGCGUAGGGAUUAACUAUGUGUUGGUAAAUGGUUAUGAUUGCAUAGUAAAAUUGUCAUUGAUAAUUGUAAGGAUUGAAAGUGCUUCCUAACCAGGUUCCUGGCCUAUUUAAGGUAAUAUUUUGUACUUUGUGAUACAAAAGAUCUAUAAUCUAAAACGAUGUUAGGUACGAUAUAACGAGGAAGCACCUUAACAAUUAAAGUUGGUAAAGAAGGAAAAUAAAGAAAGAGAAAGCUAUUUUUCCGUAUUUUACAAAUAGCUACAGCAUUACCACAUUUUAGACUUUAAAAAAACAAGGCUGCUCAACCUUUUUAAGAGUCGGGCCAAACGGUGGAUUCAGUCGUUAACGACGGGCCACUUACAUUUCCUAUUUCAAUUAGGUCCAGAACAGACGGUGAAACGCAACUGCAACGAAACUGCAACUGCUAGUUACUUUUGAGUUGCAUCUAAGUUUCUGCCAUAGCGUCCGUUGAGAGACCACACAUGACGCGACCAGUUUGAAACUUUCAGUUUCAUUCAUAAGAAUCAUCAGAAAGUUGCAGUUUCGUUGCAGUUGCGUUUCACCGUCUGUUCUGGGCCUUACUCUCAGGACAAAAAAAACUCAAUUAUCAUGAUUAAACCAUACUUGCGCGGGCAACUUAAAAUUCCGCGAUUCUGGGGUUGAGCAGCCUUGCUAUAAAACGACUUGAAACAUAGUGUCGAUUUAGAAGUCAUGGUGAAUGCACGAAUAAAGGUCGGGCGUUAUUAUUAAGUGGUGGGUAGAUUGGGUGAGAGAACAAAUCAGCUUUUUAGUACAAAAUAUACUUAAACCAAAACAAAUUAGUUUUUAGUUGUAAUUUAUUUAUUGUAAGUAUUACUUGACAUAAGGUUCUGGCUGAGCAACGAUAAAUUGCUUUUUUGCUAAAACUAAAGGCACUAUUUAAGAAUCCCACAGAUAGUUGUAAGUUUCAAUCUCAAUUUGAAUCUAACCACACAAACAAUUCCUAUUUCGUUUUACUAACCCAUGAGCAUGAGUAAUCCCUACGUUUAAUAUAAAAAAAAUAUCACAUGACUAGUAUACAUUGUAGGUUACGCAAAUAGUGAUGGGCUAAAAUGUACCUAUCAUUUCAUAUCACGUAAAAUAUUAACUAAAUUCAAAUCUUUUAAUGAAUGCACAUUUGCACAAUGUUAAAAAAUCCUGCCUAUCACUAUUAUACAGUAUUACGCGAAUCUGAUACCUUAUAAGCAUUUUUAACAAGUGUCGUAUUAUCAUAGUUUAUGUUUCAUUGUUAUCAUAUAAGAAUAUUAUGUUAUGAUGCCUAUAAAAUAUUGUCCUAUUAAUAGGUUUUUAUAGCCUGACCAGGAACAUAAAAACCCUGGCAUAGAGGCGCUUCAAUUGCAUUUGAUAGUGCAACACUGAGUACAGUCGUACAUGUGUUAAAUUAAUAGGCUAAAUUUAUGUAUCAGGAUUCAGGAUUACGGGCUAAUUUGAUAUUUUCAUAAAUGAACGAAAAAUGUUGUUAAAGGUAACCUGGUUUAAAUAAAUUAAAUGAAACCAUCAAUCGAGCUAGUAGGAUUUAUUUUAUUAUUCAUCAAUAAUCAAAUUCAGAACUUGAAUAUUCAACUGCAAUAUUAUGUCUGCUCAUGAACGCUUCAAACUCGGUACUUCUUUCCCAAUUCCAUAAAAUUCAAAACUUAGAAAGUGACAAAAAACUUUAAAAUAGGUAGUUGAAACAGACUACAGCAAAUUUUCAUAGUGGACUGUACUAUAUGAUAAACAUGUCAGUCAAUUUGACAACCUUUGUCGGAAACAUUAUUCAAUGAAAAUAUUGUCCGAACCCUUAGUAUUUCUCUUCGACAAAUACAUUAACACAUCGUGAACCACUUUUCUUUCACGACUAUAAAAAUAUUUUAGCAAUUUAAUUCACAAAAUCAAUUGCACACAUUUAAAAUAAAGUUUGUUUACACUUUGACAACAAUAGACUGACAUGCAAGGUGACAUGUCAAUGAAGUUUUCAGUUACUGUUGCCAUUAAAAGAAAUUAGUACCAUUAGUUUUCCGCAACAUGGCGAGGGUUUUUAUGUUCCUGGUCAGGCUAUAAUACGUUUACCUAAUAGCAUCAGAGCUGGUAUUAUUAUUUUCACAUUAUUUGACCAUUUUGAUUGUUGAUGUCGUGUAUUAUAGUAAAUGUAUUUAUUAAAUAAAGUUAAUAUUCCUUAGGUAUAUUAACUUUAUGGUUUAUUUACAUAUAUUAGCACAGAUAACUUAAUGUAUUAGUAAAACAAUGCAAUAUUAAGCUUUAUUAUUGAAAUAGUUAUAAUAAGAUGAUACAAACAGUUUUAAAUUGCACCUUGUUAUAUUUGUUUUAGGUAAGUAACAUUUUUUAUCGAGUGUAUUUUCUUUUUGUAAGCAAUAUAUUUUAUAUAACUUAUAUUGUAUAAGUUUUUUGUUUCUUGUGUAUUGUUAAUAAUUAUUUACAUGUUACUUAAUCAUUUUACUGUACCUAGUAGUAAAUAAUCAAAAACACAAUAUACGUUAUUUAAUUGAUGAUAUUACCAGUGACUUUUUGUUGGAUAUUUUGUCCGACACCAGUGAAACCAAAAGUUACAGUUUAUCUGACAGAUAAGUGAGAAAGAAUCUAUCAGGAACUUUAUCAGUGAGUGGUGGAAAAGGCCCAACAUUUUAAAAUUAAAUUAUUUAUUUACAUAAUUUAUUUAUUGAUUAUUGCCAAAUCU
Messenger RNA from Ostrinia nubilalis (European corn borer), 3829 nucleotides. RefSeq names its product solute carrier family 25 member 35-like. The coding region runs from base 215 to 1123 and encodes 302 amino acids. The transcript has 6 exons. NCBI's taxonomy places the organism in Eukaryota, Metazoa, Arthropoda, Insecta, Lepidoptera, Crambidae. The record is from RefSeq and is a predicted model, not a curated record.